Molecule: messenger RNA, 1239 nt
Organism: Meloidogyne enterolobii
Lineage: Eukaryota; Metazoa; Nematoda; Chromadorea; Rhabditida; Meloidogynidae
Source: the annotation of a GenBank genome assembly
UUGCUUCUUUUUCGAACAUUGGCGAUUAUAUUUCUCGUCGUGCCCAUGUUGUAUUUGAUACAGGCAAAAACAAAAAUUUAGAAAUUGAUAAAAAUCCAAAUUAUGCCCAAAUGGCUUUUACAACAAUUAAUUUGGAUAAUUUAAUUAAAUGUUUUUAGGCUUAUAAAUGUUAUGGAAUAAUUUUUAAAUUAUUUUUUUUAAUUUUGUAAUAUUUACAAAAGCCUUCAGGCUUUAUAUUUUUUCGAUUUGGCAUUAUUUAAGAAAAGACGGAAUUUUUUGAGGACAUUUUUGAUUUUCGAGGAAAAAGUCCGCAAAAAUUUGUCCGCAAGUUUUUUGCGGACAAAUUUUUUCUUGCGGACACUUUUUGCAGACUUUUUUUUAUUACAAAAAAAGUCCGCAGAAAAUUUGCGGACAUUUUUUGCGGACUUUUGAUUUUCAAGAAAAAAGUCCGCAAAAAUUUGUCCGCAAGUUUUUUGCGGACAAAUUUUUUUCUUGCGGACACUUUUUGCGGACGUCAUUUUCUAAAUUUUUCUCAUUUUUAAAAUAUGAAAAAAUGAGGAAAUAAAAAUUGUAGAAAUUAGUCCGCAAAAAAUUUGCAGACAAAAAAUUUGCGGACAAAAAAUUUAUCCGCAAAAAGUCGUCUCUUCUUGGGUGAUGCCAAAAUUCUUUUUAUAAUCUUCUAAUUAAUUUUUUUUAGUAAAAUAUUUUUAAACAAUGAAAGAUAAUAGCAAAACUACGGCUACUUCGACUAACUCGACAGCCCGGGUUAAUAGAGGAAAUUCUGAUAAUGAUGAUGAUAGAGUUUUGGUACCUUUUAUAAGGGAUGUGCUAGCCGUUGCAAAUGUGAGUGAUCAACCGCCAGUUGUCCAAAUUGCUGUUGGGGCGAGUGGGGGAGUGGUGACCGGUUAUUUGUUUGGCAAAACGAGCAAAUUUGUUGCUGCAUUUGUUGGCGGAGCAGUUCUACUUGUCCAGUUGUUUGAAUGUCAAGGCUAUUUAACAAUAAACAAAAAAAGAUUGAGUCGAGACAUUGGACAGGCAAAGGAACAACUUUCUGCUGUGCUGGGGACUGUUAAUAAUGGAGAAACGAAGAAUUGGGUUGAUAAUUGUGUGGCAAAAGGAGAGGCUUUAAUUUCGAGAAAAUCGACGAAUAAUGGAAUGGUACGCAACUUUUUAAUUCAAAAUAUUCGAACAAUUGGUGGAUUUCUGGGAGGUGCGCUUCUUGGAUUUGGGUUGUCUUGA